Melanotaenia boesemani (Boeseman's rainbowfish) is the source of this 5239-nucleotide messenger RNA. It is a transcript of the gene nlk1, whose product is annotated as nemo-like kinase, type 1. Bases 517 to 1944 code for a protein of 475 amino acids. The transcript has 12 exons. The record is from RefSeq and is a predicted model, not a curated record. NCBI's taxonomy places the organism in Eukaryota, Metazoa, Chordata, Actinopteri, Atheriniformes, Melanotaeniidae. Gene Ontology annotation, molecular function: ATP binding; MAP kinase activity. Gene Ontology annotation, cellular component: nucleus; cytoplasm. Gene Ontology annotation, biological process: protein phosphorylation; intracellular signal transduction.
GUUGUUUACAGCGCAGCGAAAAGCACCACCCCUCCCCCACCCGGGUCCUCUAGCUUCUCCAGCUCCUCCUACUUGCAGCUAGUCAGCUAGCUGUAGCUCACGCUGUGAAAGCGACCGAAAGCCCAGCUGGACUGAAGGAACCGUACAAACAAACGGCCUGCUUCAAUGAGCCUUCAUCCAGAAAACUGCUUUUAUGAAACUCCAAUACGCUGGAUAUUACGACAUGAUGGACAGCUAGCGAGCAACGCAGAGCUAGCUAGCUGCAGCUAGCUGUCUGGCUACAUCGCUGAGCUAGCUCCGGGAGAACCGGAACGAGAACGAGUGCCCAACUCCGCUGUUUUGCCUUCGCAAGACUGAUUUUGUGUCAUGUCAUCGACCGUUUAAACAAGCAAGGAAGUUGAUGGAUCAUGCUGAGUGAGGAGCGGUGUUUCCUCCGCGCCUAGCCGGGGAGCAGCAGCAGCAGUUCGGCGCCGCUCGCGUAAAGUGCCCCGUUUCUGGAUUCGGUGACGGGAGGAUAUGGCAUUUCACGGUGCAGGCCGGCAGACCGUCUGUGGAGAUCUGUUUCCGGGCUCUGAGCUGGGUCACAAAUAUUUCUGUGUCAGCUCUUCCUGUGGAGCUCCCUCCACGGGCCUCAGCGCCACGCCGUGCCUGACUGGACCCACUGCUCCGGCCGGGACACCUCGUCACCCCACGGCUUUAGGAGGUAGCACCGGCGGCGGGGCAGCGGUGCCUCAGCCUUACAGCAACCCGGCCAGCGAGGUCCCCAGCCCGGCUGAGAUGGAGCCAGACCGACCCAUCGGUUACGGUGCUUUCGGUGUUGUUUGGUCUGUGACCGAUCCCCGUGAUGGUCGAAAGGUGGCUUUGAAGAAGAUGCCAAAUGUCUUCCAGAACCUGGUCUCCUGUAAGAGGGUCUUCAGAGAGCUUAGGAUGCUCUGCUUCUUCAAACAUGACAACGUGUUGUCGGCUCUGGACAUUUUGCAGCCCCCACAGAUCGACUGCUUUGAGGAGAUCUACGUGAUCACAGAGCUGAUGCAGAGCGACCUCCACAAAGUGAUCGUGUCUCCUCAGCCUCUCACCACCGACCACAUCAAGGUCUUUCUCUACCAGAUCCUCCGAGGUUUGAAGUACCUGCACUCUGCUGGGAUCCUGCACAGAGAUAUCAAACCUGGAAACCUGCUGGUCAACAGCAACUGUCUGCUGAAGAUUUGUGACUUCGGCCUGGCUCGCGUGGAGGAGCCUGACCCGUCUCGUCACAUGACCCAGGAGGUGGUGACCCAGUACUACCGAGCGCCGGAGGUGCUAAUGGGCUGCCGGCACUACGGCUCGGCCAUCGACGUCUGGUCGGUGGGCUGCAUCUUUGCGGAGCUGCUGGGACGGCGGAUCUUGUUUCAGGCUCAGAGCCCGAUCCAGCAGCUGGAUCUGAUCACAGACCUCCUGGGGACGCCGCCUCUGUCGGCCCUUGCUUCGGCGUGUGAAGGAGCCAGAGCCCACAUCCUGAGGGGGCCCCACAAACCGCCGUCGCUGUCGGUGCUCUACAUGCUGUCCGACGGCGCCACCCACGAGGCCGUGCACCUCCUCUGUCGCAUGCUGGUCUUCGACCCGGCUAAAAGGAUUUCAGGAAGCGAUGCGUUGUCCCACCCGUACCUGGACGAAGGCCGUCUCCGCUACCACACCUGCAUGUGUCAGUGCUGCUACUCCGUUCCCAGCGGUCGAGUUUACACCCGGGACUUUGAGCCGGUUGCCGAGCGGCCGUUCAGCCACAGCUACGAGAACAGCCUGCUGUCUGUGUGGCAGGGAAAAGAGUUGAUCCAUCGCUUCAUCACCGAGCACCAGCAGGGAAAACGGGUGCCGCUGUGCAUCAACCCUCAGAGUGCUGCCUUCAAGACCUUCAUCAGGUCCACAGCUUGGCACUCCUCCAAGGUUUCCAGGAAGGAGGAGAGAUGAACACUGCUCGUCUUCGUCAUGAGGAGUGACAGCAGUCCGAGGCAGGAUUUCAUCAGCCGUGGCAUCUGCAGAGUUUGGGUUUUCUUUUUUCUUUUCUUCUUCACCCGGAGGGGAGGGGAAACGACAUGCCCAACCACCACAGACCCCCACCUUAUGACAAAUGUUUUCCCCUGCGAGUCUGCAACGUUCCCUGAUCAUGAAAACGACCCAGACGGGUGAUGCUUGAGACGUUUACGGUGCUGAAUUCCAGGAAAAAAAAAGAAAAGAAAAAACGCUGCUGAAGUUCUUGAGGAAGAUCAGGACCGAUCCCGGUACUGGACUGGAUAGUCCCUCAGUGUGUCCUCUUUAAGGAAAAAUGCUUUUAACCCUGGUAGAAAUAGUUGUUUUCUCUUAUAUAAACCAUUCCAGCCCUGAAUGCAGUGGGCGGAGCCAACGCCGAUCACAUGACAUCAUCCCCAAUUUUUUUUUUUGUUUUUAAUACAUUCAGUCACAUCACUCACUGUGUUUUCGUCUGGUGGCGUCUCUGCGUCGUCAUGGCGACAGUAAUGCAACUCAACAGAUGUAGCAGUUUGUUCCUUUUCCAGUUUGAUUUUUGGGAAUGGCGUCAGGAAAAUGAAAACUGGGAGUUUUAUUUGUCUGAACAGAUAUUUUCCCAACACGCCUCAGAUUUCCCGCUCAGCUCCUCCAUUUUUUUUUUUUCCUUAUUGAGUGUUUAGUUAUUGAGUGUUUCUGUGUCUCCACCCUCUGGUGCAUCCGUGGCGGUCUCGGUUACCUCAAACCCUAAAGACAAGACGGUGAAAUGAAACUGGGAAACUCUGCCGUCAUUCCUCCGGACUGGUUUUACCUCGCACUCGCCUUCUCCUCUCUCGGCGCGCCACUCUGGAUCGAAGGAUGUCGUCAGUGAAAUGCUGCUGUUUGUGUUUUAGUUUCUUGUUUAGUUUAAGGCUCAGGUGUGAUGUCGUAGACUCUGAACUGUAUAAAGCCUCACGAGGAUGCACCAGGAUUGAUCCUGGUCCUCCAAAGCUGAAGGUUCCUCCAGUCCUUCGUCUGGGUUUCCACCUUGGUCCAGUCCCUAUGAGGGUGACGAGGGCCCUAGGUUUAAACUUCCUCAUCAGUCCUGCAAUGGUUUUUUCAAACUCUGUGAAUAUUUCUUUGUUUGUUGCAUACGUGUGGCGUUUUCCACCCAGUUACACCGAAUCUGCUUCAGAUGCUGAAAUAUUCAGCCGAAGAGGUAACAACUUCCCCCAGACCUCCCCGUUGGGGGAUUCUUGGUCUAGAUUUAGCUUUGAAUGAACUGACAACUAAGUUUCGGUGUGUUUAAUGUCGGCUCGGUCCAUUUCAGGACUGAAGAGACAAACUGAAGCAGAAAGACUUGAUUUGCACUUGUGUUGAAACUGAUUUAUCAAAGCUCUUAAUGAAAAUUUGAUUUAGUCCAAAAGUACUUAAAUCAUUCGGACCAAAAAAAAAAAAAAAAAACCCCAACUCUUCCAUCUUGACCUGGGGGUGGGUUAGACCGCUUUGUUUAAGAACCCACAGCCAGUCUAGGUCCAGUAAGAACAUGAUGAAGAAGCUCAGUUUUUCAUUUUCCUGCUGUUGGCUUUCUUGUCAUUGGUCAAUGUCCUGAAGGCAUCACAGGGUCAGUCAUUGCCCUGAUGGCAUCAGAGCUAAGUUUGGGACUCUGAAUGCAUCACAGGGCCAUUUGGGACCCUGAAUGCAUCACAGUGACAUUCCAUUCCAGGACUCUGACCUGAACUUGUGAGGAUGAACAUCUUCGUGGUCCUCGACAGAAACCCGACUUAAGACCACUGACAUCACGAUCUAACUGGUGAUUCUGUAACUGGAACCAGCUCUAAACUGGUUCUAGUUGGUUGAAGAGGUGUUUAAAAAAUGGUGGAAACUGGACUGAUAAUGGACUCAGGAGGAACCUCCAGCUCCUCAAAGCCGGAGUCGGUCUUCUCACAGUUGGUUGAAUUUAGUCUUUUUGUAUUCGCCCUGAACCUCCAGCAGGCGGGGCCCCUGGCGGCGGGCCCCUCCAUCUCCUGGACCGGGACAUUGUGGAACCCCUGAAACCUCAGCCGGUCCUGUUUGGGAACCCGGUCUUUGUGACGACGCUGAGACCACUUGUAUAUCUGCAUGUGUAUAGUUAUUACCCUGUGGAGAGCAGCUGGGUUUGGAUGCUGUGCAAUGGUUGAGUUUGUCGACAGAAACGUUCACGUUGUGGUCAUUUAAUUUAAUUCAACCUAGGAGGUGAUUUUAUUUGUUUCUUUUUCUUUUUAGUUUUUGUUUGUUGUGAUUUAACUAACUUUUUUAUUCUUCUGGAGUUCGGAGUCGUCAUGUUGGUGGUUUCCUGAAAAAAUCUGAAGUGAACGUGUUCAUGGUGGUUUCGUCGUGGUCACAUGACACAAACAUGGCUGCUAAUUGGUCAGAUUAUACUUUCAGCUCUCAUCACUGAUGUGCAACAGAUUGUUUUCUUUUCUUCAGAAGUAAUUUUCAGAUUUAUUCAGUUUAAUUUCCUUCAUCUUCUAGAUUCUCAUAAUGUGUUUUUAAAAAAGGCUCCUGUUCAAGUUUUCAUUUUGUUUGGCUGAAAAAUAACAGUUUUGGGGGCGUUAAGAUGCAUCCAGAGAUGCCUCUGUAUGGUGACUCGGUUACUUGAUCCCUAACGGUUUUUAUUUAUUCAGAUUGGAAAUGAUCAGGUUAAUGAGCUGGAAGCUUCACACAGCCAUUAUAAAAGUAAUAAGAUAAACAUUUAUGUAUCAUAAAAGGUUUUUUAGUUGUUGCACAUCAGAAUGAAUCAGAAAAGGAACAAAUGAGACUUUUUCCUUUAGAAAGAAUCAGAGAAAGAGCAGGGGAGUCAUUUGAACCGUUAAUGUGAGGCACAGACGGUGAUUUUUGAGGCGACAGCCGACGUCUCCCUCCGGACUCCCGUCGUCGUAUUAGUGAGAUCCUUCCAGGUUAGCGGCAGUUGUUAAACUAGACGAGCCGUGUUUGGUCUUUUUCCUCCCUGCACGCUGUCCUGCGAUCGGCCGAUGGUGCGUUCAGGAUCUCAGUGUGGCCGAACUUCUGUAGAGAUUAGAUCGUUUUUCUUCUGAGAAAAGAAACUUGAUGUGUUUUAUUCUAAUUCUAAAUAUGGAUCUGAUGUUUUAAACUGAUGUUUUUGUCUUUGUUUUAGCUAAAGAGGUUUUUCUUUUUGUUGUUUUUUAUUUUUGAGCUGUGUUCCCGACAAAUACUUGAAUUUCUUAAAAACUGUUUAGACUUUAGGUAUUGAAUGACCAUAAAUAAAUAAAUGGACACUGGA